Messenger RNA from Globicephala melas (long-finned pilot whale), 1903 nucleotides. It is a transcript of the gene OLFML3, whose product is annotated as olfactomedin like 3. Gene Ontology annotation, biological process: signal transduction. NCBI's taxonomy places the organism in Eukaryota, Metazoa, Chordata, Mammalia, Artiodactyla, Delphinidae. The record is from RefSeq and is a predicted model, not a curated record.
UCUGCAAUAGGGCCAUCUGUGUUUGAUCAAUCCAAGCGGAAAGGAGGGGGUGGGGCCCGUAAAGAGACUGUGAAAGCAUUCCAGAGUAGUGAGAGAGCCCCGAGAUCCUGCAAGAGAGAAGGCACCGCCCCCAGCCCGGCCUCCGAAGCUAACCCGCCGGCUUGAGUGGAAGAGGCCGUGUGCACACGACUACACACUUGGUCUACCCUGGCCCUACUCUCCCGCAGCCAUGGGGCCCCGCACCCCGCUCCUUAUCUUGUUCCUUUUGUCUUGGUCGGGACCCCUUCGAGGACAGCAGCACCACCUUGUGGAGUACAUGGAACGCCGACUCGCUGCCUUAGAGGAACGGCUGGCCCAGUGCCAGGACCAGAGUAGUCGGCAUGCUGCUGAGCUGCGGGAUUUCAAGAACAAGAUGCUGCCGCUGUUGGAGGUGGCCGAGAAGGAGCGGGAGGCACUCAGAACUGAGGCUGACACCAUCUCUGGGAGAGUGGACCGUCUGGAGCGGGAGGUGGACUAUCUGGAGACCCAGAACCCAGCCCUACCCUGUGUAGAGGUUGAUGAGAAGGUGACUGGAGGCCCUGGGGCCAAAGGCAAGGGCAGAAGAAACGAGAAGUACGAUAUGGUGACAGACUGUGGCUACACAAUCUCUCAGGUGAGAUCAAUGAAGAUCCUGAAGCGGUUUGGUGGCCCAGCUGGUCUGUGGACCAAGGAUCCACUGGGGCCAGCAGAGAAGAUCUACGUGUUAGAUGGGACCCAGAAUGACACAGCCUUUGUCUUCCCAAGGCUGCGUGACUUCACCCUUGCCAUGGCUGCCCGGAAAGCUUCCCGAGUCCGGGUGCCCUUCCCCUGGGUAGGCACGGGCCAGCUGGUAUAUGGUGGCUUUCUUUACUAUGCCCGGAGGCCCCCUGGAGGACCUGGAGGGGGCGGUGAGUUGGAGAACACUUUGCAGCUCAUCAAAUUCCACCUGGCAAACCGAACAGUGGUGGACAGUUCAGUAUUCCCAGCAGAGGGUUUGAUCCCCCCGUACGGGCUGACGGCAGACACGUACAUAGACCUGGCGGCUGAUGAGGAGGGCCUUUGGGCUGUCUAUGCCACCCGGGAGGACGACAGGCACUUGUGUCUGGCCAAGUUAGACCCGCAGACACUGGACACAGAGCAGCAGUGGGACACACCAUGUCCCAGAGAGAAUGCUGAGGCUGCCUUUGUCAUCUGUGGGACCCUAUACGUUGUUUAUAAUACCCGCCCUGCCAGUCGGGCCCGCAUCCAGUGCUCCUUUGAUGCCAGUGGCACCCUGACCCCUGAAAGAGCAGCACUCCCUUAUUUCCCCCGCCGAUAUGGUGCCCACGCCAGCCUCCGCUAUAACCCCCGAGAGCGCCAGCUUUACGCCUGGGAUGAUGGCUACCAGAUUGUCUAUAAGCUGGAGAUGAGGAAGAAAGAGGAAGAAGUUUGAGGGAGCUAGUCUUGUGUUUUGAAUCUCUUUCACCUCCAUACAUUUAUAUCCCGACUAAAUUUCCUGCUCGUCAUUCUGGGCAAGUUGUGAUUCACAUCUCAUAUUUUCAGCCAAUGGAAGCCAAAUUCUCAUUGCCCCUUCAUUUCACAUGGGACUCCAGAUCUCGAGGAAUCCUUUUAGAGCUAAAAGAGAGAAAGCCCUAAACGUUCACUCCUCUCUUGCCCCAUGUCAGCAGAUUUCAGGCCGAUGAAAGAUGAGCCAGUUCCAGAGCUCUGACCCUUAUACAUAUGGAGGUGACCCCAGUGAACAGGCAACAGAAUAUUUCUUGCCUCAGUGCGAGUCAGGGGAGAGAGAGGGCUAGGAGGAGAUGUUAGACUCUGCCCUCUCUCCCUUCUCCCUUCAGUGCCCUAGAGGAUGGGACUCGUUCUGUACUGCAGCGUUUUGCAUUAAAAG